Molecule: messenger RNA, 1889 nt
Organism: Olea europaea var. sylvestris
Lineage: Eukaryota; Viridiplantae; Streptophyta; Magnoliopsida; Lamiales; Oleaceae
Product: cyclin-D2-2-like
Exons: 5
Coding region: 1232-1762 (176 amino acids)
Source: RefSeq, a predicted model, not a curated record
GAAAAACAAGAUGGAAAGUCUUCUGUGCAAUGAGGUGUGGUUUAUGAGUCCUGUACCCACUGUUCGUGACAGGGUACGUGCCAAUGAUCAGUACUAUAAUGUAAGAAAGAGCGAUUAUAGCACCAGGGAAGAUUGUGAGAAAGCUAUAGGGAUUUUUCUGGAGAAGGAACCCAGUUACAUGCCGAAAAUGGGAUAUGUGAAGCAGAUUAAGUCUGAUCAUUUGAUUGAUCAUGCUAGGUUUAAGGCUAUUUGCUGGCUUAUUAAGGCUCAAAAGCGGAUGGAUCUCUCUUUUGGAACUGUUUUUGGUGCUGUGAGUUACCUGGAUCGAUUUAUUUCGAUAUCUCAGUGCCAAGGAUGGAAAUAUCGGAUGUUUGAACUGCUUUCUAUCGCAUGUUUAUCAGUUGCCUCUAAAUUCAAUGAAUCAAUCACCGCGUCAUUGCAUGAAUUUCAGGAAAGUUCUCUAUUGUAAUCCCCAUAACUUAUAAAACCUUCUAAUUUCAGACUAAAUCUUUGAUAGGCGGGCGCACCAUCUGAAAGUUCUUUAUUGUAAUCCCAUAACUUAUAAAAUCCUUCUAAUUUCAGACUAUAUCUUUGGUGUGGAUGGUGCGCCCGCCCGACGCCAUCUCGGCGGGUGGCCCACACACCUUGGGAGUGUGUGGUGAGCCACCAGCCAAGGUGGCACACUAGUGCAACCGUUCCACCGAAGUUUCUCUCCUAAUUUCAUGACAUCCAAGUUUUAUUUCCACAGUUAAAAUGCAUGUGAAUUUCUUUUACAAAAGUUCAUUUGACAUAACUUUUGAAAAGUCAAAAAAUAUUUUUGAAACAACAAAGAUGUUUUUGAACUUCGGCAAUUUUUUUGAAGUGUUUUGUCUGAUUGCAAGAGAUUUUAAAGUAAUUUCCUCAAAAAACUCAUCUACAAGAAGCAAAAGCAUAAACCAUAUCAAAUGAAUCCUAAUACUUUUCACUUCAUUUUUGUUCUUAGAAAAGUAUAACAAGUAACCAAUGAUUUUGAAUUCAAAUUCUUUUUUCACAUCAACGGUGCCCUUGUUAACAACAUGUUAUAUGAUAAGUACUUUAAAACUCAACGGAUGAACUAGAUCGAUAAUCCUAGAGAGCAAGCAUACGUUAAAACUAUUAACUAAUAUGAUAGCAUGUACUAAGCAGAUCUGUCGCAUUAUUUCUACAGGUAGAGGGUUUAGAUCAUUACUUCUCAUCAAGGCAGAUUCAACGGAUGGAAUUGACUCUCUUGAAGGCUUUAGGAUGGAAAAUGGACUCUCCAACUCCAUAUUCUUACAUUGAAUUGCUAUUCCGCACCAUCGAUACCUUAAACCAAACCCUUGUUGAUAAUCUAACCGUACGCGUCACUCAACUGCUUCUUAAUACCCUUUUAGAUUCUAAAUUCCUGGAGUUCGGGCCUUUUGUUAUUGCCAUUUCUGCAGUAAGAUGCAUACUUGAAGAUGAUAUAUCCCUUGAUCAUUUCUACACAUUUAUUUCCCAAGAUCAAAGGGAAGAAGUGAACAAAUGCCAAAGCUGGAUGGAAAAAGAAUUAUUGAUAGAUUACAGCAAUAUAUUAGAGUUCCAGAAUGCUAAUUACAGUAGCCCUGAAAGUCCAGUAACAGUAUUGGAGGUGGAGUGGGACAAAAUCUAUGACUGUCAGCUUGAUCUCUUUCUCUUUAAGAAGCCAUGGAUGAACUUCAGUUUCAGAUCAAGUAACAAGAGGAAGAGAGAAGAACAAGAAUCUGCACUCUGGAGUGAAUGUUAAUUGUGUUGUUGUAAUAAGGUUAUGUUCAUUUUAAUGUAGAAUUUGCUAUGACGACUACAAUUGUCGAUAUAAUGACAUACCAAUAUAACAUAAGACUCUCCUCUCCAAUAACUGAAGUUUUAAAUGA